GAAACUGUUCCACAAAGAAAGCAUAUCAUCAAAAAGAACUCUUAGAUAUCUUUGCUGACACACAUGAGCUUGAUCUUACGUAAGACUUUUUUCAUUGAAUAGAUAUGGAGAGUUUACCAGUGGAAAUCUGUCUUAAGAUUUUCUGUUUCUUGGAUCACCAGAACCUUGCAAUUGCACAACAAGUAUGCAGGAAGUGGAAGGGCUUGGCCUCUGACAACAAUCUAUGGUCUAACCUAUUUAGGGAAAGAUGGGGAGGAGAUCAUGCCAUGUUCUAUGCUCCUGUUGGUUCAAAAUCAUGGAAAGAUGUGUAUGAGGUUCAAGAUCGUUGUCAUCGAGUUGGAUUAGGCCUGAAGAUAAUAAGAGAAGGUGGUGACUACUAUCUUGUUCACCAAGGUGAAAUCCAACGCUAUCUGGGUUCAAGGAGGCAAAGGAAAGGUGCAAUUAGUUGUACUCUAGAUUCACAAAGAGAUUUCAAUGGUGAAGGAUCACAAGAAGAGGGAUCCUGUAGAGGGAUCUUGGACAAAAUACUUUUUUUCAUAGGGGAUUUGGAAGUUGCCUCUACUGAUGCAAAACGUGGCCGGGUGCUGUAAAUGGAUUUCAAAUCUGAACUUCACAAGAAAAUUGAUGUAAAGUCUCUGUAUGUAUGCAUUACUGUGGAACCGGCUCAGUGUGAUUUUUUAAAAAACCAGCUUGGUGGCA
Molecule: messenger RNA, 699 nt
Organism: Quercus lobata
Lineage: Eukaryota; Viridiplantae; Streptophyta; Magnoliopsida; Fagales; Fagaceae
Exons: 3
Coding region: 105-590 (161 amino acids)
Biological process (GO): SCF-dependent proteasomal ubiquitin-dependent protein catabolic process
Cellular component (GO): cytoplasm; SCF ubiquitin ligase complex
Molecular function (GO): protein binding
Source: RefSeq, a predicted model, not a curated record